Messenger RNA from Melanotaenia boesemani (Boeseman's rainbowfish), 745 nucleotides. Its product is annotated as zinc finger protein 431-like. Gene Ontology annotation, biological process: regulation of transcription by RNA polymerase II. The transcript is spliced from 3 exons. The coding region runs from base 14 to 745 and encodes 243 amino acids. Gene Ontology annotation, cellular component: chromosome. Gene Ontology annotation, molecular function: chromatin insulator sequence binding. Lineage: Eukaryota; Metazoa; Chordata; Actinopteri; Atheriniformes; Melanotaeniidae. The record is from RefSeq and is a predicted model, not a curated record.
UCUUAAACGACACAUGAGAGUCCACACAGGAGAGAAGCCAUUUGGUUGUGAUGUUUGUGGUAAAAGGUUUACAAUACAUUGUAAUCUUAAACAACACAUGAGAGUCCACACAGGAGAGAAGCCAUUCGGUUGUGAAGUUUGUGGUAAAAGGUAUAAACAGCAUAGCCAUCUUAAAGAACACAUAAGAGUCCACACAGGAGAGAAGCCAUUUGGUUGUAGUGCUUGUGGUAAAAGGUAUAAGCAGCAUUGCCAUCUUAAAGAACACAUGAGAGGCCACACAGGAGAGAAACCAUUUGGUUGUGAUGUUUGUGGUAAAAGGUUUACAAUACAUUGUAAUCUUAAACGACACAUGAGAGUCCACACAGGAAAGAAGUCAUUUGGUUGUGAAGUUUGUGGUAAAAGGUAUAAGCAGCAUUGCUAUCUUAAAACACACAUGAGAGUCCACACAGGAGAGAAACCAUUUGGUUGUGAUGUUUGUGGUAAAAGGUUUACAAUACAUUGUAAUCUUAAACGACACAUGAGAGUCCACACAGGAGAGAAGCCAUUUGGUUGUGAAGUUUGUGGUAAAAGGUUUACAAUACAUGACCUGAAGCAGACCAUGGCAUUGGUGUUGGAGGCUGCAGAGCCGGAGCAGACAGUGGCAUUGGCGUCGGCGGCCGCAGAGCCAAAGCUGACCGUUGCAGUGGCGUCGGACACCUCAGAGUCAAAGCAGACAGGGGAACUGGAGCCAACACAGGAAACUUGA